CUUGAUUUCUUUCGUUUCUUUCGGUUUUACCCUAUUUUCCUCGUUUCCGCAAUCCUCUUCUUUUUUCUUUUUGAAGCGUCAAAAUAUGGCUGAAGACAUCACUGUAGCGGAUACCACAACUGUCACUCCUGAGGUACAACAUACUGAAAGAACAGAGAAGAGUGCGGAAAUACAAGUUGAAGGGGAGACCUCGAGCAACAUCAAUGGGGGGGACGUGCCAGUUGAGGCCCAGGUCAAACCGCCACUAGCAAGCUCGGAAGAAGUACCCGAAAGACCACCGUCACCGAUGGGCACGAAUCUGCUAGACGAUCAGCAAGCUGAAGCACGCAGCUCCAUGACCAAAGCAAUGCCUAUGUCUGUCGAUACACCCCCAUCCGCUGAUACCCCCUUACUCCAAAUGCACCCUUCCUCCUCGCCGACGCAGCCCUCUGACCGACCUUUGAACGUCACAGACGCCCUGAGUUACCUGGACCAUGUAAAAGUGCAAUUUCAUGACCAGCCAGACGUUUAUAACCAUUUUUUGGACAUAAUGAAGGAAUUCAAGAGUCAACAGAUUGACACUCCUGGCGUUAUUAAGCGCGUCUCACACCUCUUCCAAGGACAUCCAGUUCUGAUACAGGGAUUUAAUACCUUCCUACCUGCUGGAUAUCGAAUAGAAUGCUCUGUCGAUGCUAGACAAAUAACCGUAACGACUCCAAGGGGCACCACUAUGCAGACGACCGCCAGCGGCCGUGGUAAGAGUACUUUUCAAUGGUCCACGACCGAGCCAGCAAAACCCUCCGAAAUCAACCUCCCUCCCCAUCCCGCAACUCCGGACCCAGCGCCUACACUACCCCGCGGUGCUGCUGCUCAACAACAGGCCAUGGAACCAGCGGUUGCAUAUGUGCAGAAAAUCAAGCAGCGUUGCGACCCUGAAGUAUACAAACAAUUUUUGGACAUCUUAUCGAGAUAUCACCAUGCACCAGAGACGAUCGAUGAGGAGGAGGUAUCCAGACAAAUUGCCCGACUCUUUAAAAACGCCCCGGAUCUACGAGCGGACUUCAGGAUUUUCAUGCCCGACCAAAACCAGAGUUUCCUCGAUGAUUCAUCUAUCAAUGACAGAGCUGGCACGCCGGACAUGAAAGGCAAGAGAAAACUAGAUGUAGUAGCCUCAAGUAUGGGUCUUCCUCAAAAGAAGAAGCGGAGAGCUGGCGAACGGGAAAGAGAGCGAGAGAAAGAAAAGGAAAGAGAGCGGGAUCGUGAACAACGGGAAAGGGAGAUGGUGUCGAUGAGGCAGGGCUCCAGAAAGAAAGCUAAAACCGAUUCUUCUCGGCAUGCUGCGACCAGUUCCACUUCAGACCGUCGAGCCGGACCUGGUGCUGCCAUGAUACCAGCGACACAGCUUCCAUCACACAUUGUAACUUCCGCUCGAGGACCGGUACCUGCUGCAAAUGAUCCAAUCCACUUCUUUGAUCGUGUAAAACGGGCUAUAGAUACCAGGGACACGUACAACGAGUUCCUCAAAGUCAUCAACUUAUUCACGCAAGGCUACAUUGAUACUGCCACGCUGGUAAAGGAGAGCGGGAAUUUCCUGGUUGGAGACGGGGAUUUGAUGAAACAAUUUAAGGAAAUUCUUGGGUGGGAUGAUCGAAGGGAACGGGAGAGUUGGGUUAUGGAACAACAGCUCACCGAGCGUGGGAUGCAGGCCGGGUGGUCGAAACCUACCAUUGCUGUUGUGGGUGCUGGUGGCAACGCAGGAAGGUUGAAGCCUGGACGGGUGGACUUGAGCGUUCAAUAUGGAAGUUACCGAAGGUUACCUGCCAACGAAAUUAAUGUGGCAUGUUCUGGAAGAGACGAGAUGUGCCGCUCGGUUCUCAACGAUGAAUGGGUUUCCCAUCCGUCAUGGGCUACCGAGGAAACCGGGUUCAGUGUCUAUAAGAAGAAUAUCUACGAGGAUGCGCUUCAUCGUAGCGAGGAAGAACGACACGAGUAUGACUUCCAUAUAGAAGCCAUUGCACGGACUAUAGCUAUCCUUGAACCCAUUAACAACAAGAUUGCAAUGCUCAGCGCGGAUGAAAAGAACAGUUUUAAGCUUAAACCCAACCUCGGCGGGUCUGCGAAAGCCAUACAUCAUCGUGUCGUCAAAAAGAUAUAUGGGCGCGAAGCGGGGAUGGACGUGAUACAGGCAAUGCAAGAUACACCGGCAUUUGCGAUACCUGUCGUGCUUGUGAGGUUGAAACAGAAGGAGGAGGAGUGGAAGCGCGGACAGAGAGAGUGGCAUAAAGUCUGGCGUGAGGUUGAUGGGCGGAAUUAUGCGAAGUCGUUGGAUCACCAGUGCAUAUCAUUCAAGGCUGCCGAUAAGAAAGCCCUGACAACAAAGGCAUUCGUGAAUCAGAUCGAGGUCGCCAGAGAGGAGCAGAUGGCGAAGAGGGCAUCAUUAAUCGACCCCCUUUUCGCGCGAACGAGACCGAGGCAUCAACUGGAGUUUGAAAUAGCUGACAUUGCUGUCCUCCAGGACUCGCUCAAGUUGGUGUUUUCCUUCUUGGAUCGUACGCAAGGGCAGAUUGGGUUUCCCGAGCGGAAAAGAAUAGAAGGGUUCCUCCGAACUUUCAUUCCGCUGUUCUUCAUGCUAGAUACGGUCAGCUUUAAUACUGCGUUCACGGUGGUCAGCGUUCAAGACACAACUGGAGCUGGAGUGGAGACUGAUAUGAGUGAUGAUGCAACGAGCGAUGUCGAGAUGGCGAGUGUGACAAGUGGCAAUUCAAGUAAGAGCGCACGAGCGAAGAAGGGCGGAAAUGGUGGUGGCGACCUACGAAAGAAACUUCUCGCCAAAUCGACAAAUCGAAGGACAAGAGCUCAAGAGGCGGCUUCGCCAUCUAUCUCUAGGCUUGCUUCGCCGGUCCCUUCACCCGACGAAGAGCUGAAGUCUGAUCCAUCGACGACUGGUAACACUAGGCGUGGAUUGAAGAAGAAUAUCUUCUUCACAAACACCACUUUCUAUGUUCUGUUGCGACUGCUCGAGGUUCUCUACUCGCGCCUCUCGCUCUUCAAGAACCUCGCCUCGAAGCGAUCUCAAGAGGAGAAGACAGUGAACCCCAUAAUAGAAUCUCUGAACCUCGCGCCUCCCGAAGACAUGGUUAAUGGUCACGGCAAAUCAACCAGUGCAAAUUAUUUCUAUGACUUGAUGCUCGAAUCCUGUGAACGUCUCUUCGACAAUGAAAUUGAACAGAGUGCCUUCGAGGAACAGAUGCGACAUAUGUUUGGCAUCAAGGAGGCAUAUAAAAUUUUCACCGUUGAUAAACUGAUUGGAGUAUUUAUUAAACAGGUUCAACUUAUAUUUUCUGACCCUAAGAGCCAGGACUUGUUGGAGGUCUUGAAACGCGAUAGAAUUUUGCCCUCUUUCACUACCCAAGAUCAAAUCAACAGUCGGCGGAGUGCGGAGAAGAUAUUGGGCUCGGAUGAGAACAUAUUUAGAGUUGAUUGGCUUCUCGAUUCCAAGACAAUGACUGUCCAGCUGAUCGGAAAAGAUGACUCUCGAUUCGAGAACUCGGAGGUUCUGACUGGUCGGUGGCAAGCCUAUAUUGAAUCGUUCGUUUCUGACGAGACCUCGGUGGGCGUACCGAUGUCAAAGGCGAGGUCAUCUUUCCUCCGAAGAAAUCUCCCUCCUUCGCCCUCGGAUCCGGAAUCAGCUCUCUCUCCUCCUGUGGUCGCAGCACAAGACAGCCUUGAAAUCAAGAUCUGUGUACACACAUAUCGACUGUUCUUUGUAUCAAAGACAGAAGAUUACCUCUUUACCACGCAAGAUCCUACGGAUAUUCAAAAGUCUCUCCAGCGGCUCCAGGCGAGGGAUGAUUUACGACAGAAAUGGCUUCACGACAUUAAUCAAUCUCGUACUACAGAUUGAUUUCAUUCUAAUUGUUAUUUACUUAUUUACGGUGGGACUUGUAUCAACUUUUUACGUGUAGUCCUGUAUCAUACUGAAUCUAGUUGUUUCUGUGGAUACCAUA
Molecule: messenger RNA, 3986 nt
Organism: Marasmius oreades (fairy-ring Marasmius)
Lineage: Eukaryota; Fungi; Basidiomycota; Agaricomycetes; Agaricales; Marasmiaceae
Exons: 11
Coding region: 86-3883 (1265 amino acids)
Biological process (GO): negative regulation of transcription by RNA polymerase II
Cellular component (GO): chromatin; Sin3-type complex
Molecular function (GO): transcription corepressor activity
Source: RefSeq, a predicted model, not a curated record